AUGCAGCCCUCAUCCGUUACACGCUCUCGCCGGCCGUCAGCAAUGGACAUGGACGUAGACGAAGUUCAUCCAGAUCCUCGUCUGGUUCUGCGCGUUGCAGAAGACGACUACUACGAAAUUCUCCAAGUCAGCCCGAGUGCCUCCAAAAAGGUCAUCAAGGCCGCCUCUGACGCUCUCCGUCUCAUGAGCCAGCCAACGGAAGAGUGCGCCACGCCAGAGCCCACGGCCAACGCUAGCCUUAUGCUGAAAGCACAGCGGAUCCUUCUCGACGACCAUGCGCGCCAGGCGUACGAUCGACACGUCCUUCCCGGCGUCCUGGCUCGGCGGGUCGCAGCACGCAGGGCCGUGCCAGCCAACACUGUGCCAAACCGUUUCGUGCCAUCCAACGUAAAAAUCCGGGCACCAACUGCGGGCAAAAAACGAAAGACCUCCGAGCCGGACGCUAGAUUGGUGGAUUUGGACCUCUACAGGAUGCGGCUGACCAUCCAGACCGCGGCCCAGACGGUAGACGACGACCUGCAACGGCUCACUCGUAUCAUCAAAGAGAGGAGACACAUCCGAAUGGACGACGACAGCAACCUCUGGUAUGGUCAUUUCAAGACGGCGUCUGACAUUCGGAAGCAGCUCGACUGUCCAAGUUGGAGGCUGCGCCUGGACAUCGCCGCAGAAUUGGCCAAGUCGUUGAGGCACGAGCAGGCAUCGCUCGAGAGAUACCGGGAUUAUUUCUGA
Sporothrix schenckii 1099-18 is the source of this 729-nucleotide messenger RNA. RefSeq lists its product as uncharacterized. NCBI's taxonomy places the organism in Eukaryota, Fungi, Ascomycota, Sordariomycetes, Ophiostomatales, Ophiostomataceae. The transcript has 2 exons. The record is from RefSeq and is a predicted model, not a curated record. The coding region runs from base 1 to 729 and encodes 242 amino acids.